GGAUUUAUGCGAAGAACACAUUCGCGACGGUAUAAAUGUUUAGAAUAUUGUGAAUUAAAUGCGCAAUAAAACAGUCGAUGAAUCGAAAGUCCCUGGAUGGAUGGUGAUGGCGAUGAUGAUGGCGACGGUGAGAGCAAACCUCUACGAACUUCGAUGUGUGUGACAUCACUCUUCAUUGUUAGAGGUUUACGUCAUUCUCGAGUCUGGUCUUAAGUCGGUGCGCGCGAUCUACAGUAGUGUACACACGCGUAUAGACUAGUGGCGGGAAGUGAUAGAGACGAAAGAGGCGAAAAAUAUCCGAAUCACCGUUGCGACUGCGCGAAACAUGUUGGAUGUGUCGUUUCUCAUUAAAACAAAAUUAUUGUUUGCCUGUAGUGGCUUUUUUCUUUAAAUCAAAAGGAAUUGGAAACUAAUUAGCUGUAAGUAAGAAAAGGAGAAAGGAUACCGUAUCGACGCGACGAAGGAGUGAGGGUAACUAAGAAGGAUAGAGAGGAGAGGGUGAAAGAAAAAAAGAGAGAAGGUUCACAGAAUGGAAAAGGAAAACGAUAUGAAGCGCGACGUUCAACAGUGGCGCUGAUUUGUGAUUUCAUCGACGGUUGCUGAUUUCGAGGGAACUCGAUAUGUAUCGAGUGUAGUGUGCUUUCGAACUGUACAAUAUUUUUCGCGCGGUAAUAAAAUCGUGCGCGAUAUCACUGAUAAAAAAUGUUCACGAGUAUGUAAUUUAUUUGUGAUUCGUCCGCAGCAGUGCCUCUUUGACAACACGUUCUUACAUUUUAAAUAUAACGGUGUAUAAAUAAGUAUGAGCAAUAGCGGGAGUGCACAAUCAGAUCUCUCACCGUUGAUUUUUUCAAAAGAUCUGAAUUUGAUUGUCGCGUUUUUUUAUUCGCGCUUGAGACUUGUAAAUGAAUGCACGUGAAAUGCAGUCGAAAUCGAUGCUUUUCCCUUUGAAGUUUACCACAUAUGUUUUUCGUGCGUGGGCAUGCAGCACCGAACUAUCGUCAAGGUUAGUGUGCCUGACAGGCUCUCCAUCGCCUUGCGAACUUACGCUAGUUCUCAGUGGGUAGCAGUGAAUAACUGCAGUAGGAAAAUUCAAAAUUCUCCUCUGUUGGGCGAUUAAAGGAUAAAUAUAUUAAAUGGGCAUAGAUUUCUUGCCUAACAUACAUCUUUUUAAACAAUGAAGUCUUCCUGUGUAUCUGUUCAAGCGUAUGUUGACGGAUAUCGACAGAAUCUAUAAGAAAGAAACAUACGUAAUGUUGUUAUUUGCAUACUGGAUGCAAAUAUACAAAGAGUGGCGACUUACUAAAAAUUACUUGAUUAUUGGCCCUCAUGCUUAUAUAAUGCUCCAAGAAUUUUAUAUCUUUGUCAUUGAAUUGGCACGUUUGUGCAGAAAAAGAACAGCUGCUUCUAUGAGUGCGACUCGUCCGUUACACUGUGAUGGAAAAGAUACUAAUAACAAAAGUGCUUCAAGUAGAAUGGCAUAUGAGGUAUUUCUGGGUGGAUCUUGUAAUCCAACCACAUGGAGGUCAGAAAUAGCGAUACCGACGUUACAAAAACUCGGAAUCACUUAUUAUAAUCCCCAAGUGUCACAGUGGGGACCAGAAUUGAUAGCUCAAGAAUACGAAGCGAAACAAACAGCGAAAGUAUUACUGUUCGUAAUAGAUAAUCAAACACGUAAUAGCGCAGGCAUCAUUGAGGCAGCUCAGUUAGCAGUUACACGCCGCGAGUCUUUAAUUCUUGUUAUUUAUCCGUAUCGUCAAGGUCAAACGAUACUUGGCGAAACUGUAUCUAUUCAAGAAUAUUAUGACCUGAUGAAUGGAUUGCUAGUACUUCAAUAUCUGAUGGAGAGGCAGAGGAUACCGAUAUUCGAAAGUGUGUCGGUUGCUCUGAAUUGUACAUCCAAGGUGCUACGAGAGGAGAUUAACGUGCAAGAUCUGCAUUCCGAAGAUGGCAUUAGACCGAUUAAAAUAUCGUUUAGUCAAAAUGGAAUGGAUGUGGUUAUGCUCAGAGAGAUCUUCAAAUCCAUGGAUAUAAACGAUAGUGGGAGUGUAAACUUGGUAGAAGCGUGGAUAGCAUUACAAUCCAGUGUCAAAUGCAACGUGCCAUCAAUGUCGGAGCUUCUUAAUGUCGUAAAUAAAUCGGAAACAUAUAGAACGUUGAUAGACGAUGGAUUUCCAACGAAAAGGAGUCCAACAGAGUUACGGAUAAAUUUUGAGCAGUUUUGUGCCUUAGCUACGGAAUCAUCGUGGAGGACAAAAAGCAAUGGCGUCUCUUGUGAAAGUGAGAUACCUUCAGUUUGGAGUAUAUUAUGUAGGAAGGCGUCGAAAUUUCUUCGCAGAGCUAUCGUGCAACCUUUUAACCGUUUCCUAGAUUGGACCAAUUUCUUCGUGCCAGAAUCCGAGAAGAGAGACUUGUACGUUGGAGUAAUCGGUAAAGAUCAGUUUUGGUUAGAAACAAUCGCCGCACCCUCGAUCGAAUGUAUUGGAUUAUCUUUAUAUCGAUCAAGCCUGAACGAGUACAACGUAAAGGUGUUGCCACAAGAAUUGCAGAGGAUGAAAAAUUCGCGGUUUAUAUUAUUGAUCGUACCGCAACAUUCGCGUGGUAUCACUAUAAUGGCAUUGGCAGCUCACCUCAUUGGAUUACGCGCAAAAUUAGUCCUGUGCGUUCAAACGCUUCCCGAAGACUGCGUAGUUUCUGGUGAAAAGCUAACCGAACAAGCCAUAAAAGACUACAAUCGGGGAAGAAUGUACCUGUCGGACUACGCGACGCGCGAAGGUGUACCUGUUUUUCAGAAUAUCGCAGAUGCUUUGCAACAUGCGAUACUGCUAGUUCAACAUGUCUGUUGAUUUUCUUCUUUUCCUUUUGAUUUUCCUCAUGCCCUUCCGUCCUCUCCUUGCUCCUUUUUCUUCUUUCCCUCUCUAUUUUUUUAUUUUUUUUCAUACGAGUAAACGUUUCAAU
Molecule: messenger RNA, 2955 nt
Organism: Eufriesea mexicana
Lineage: Eukaryota; Metazoa; Arthropoda; Insecta; Hymenoptera; Apidae
Exons: 14
Coding region: 1206-2843 (545 amino acids)
Cellular component (GO): plasma membrane
Source: RefSeq, a predicted model, not a curated record